UACCAUUAAGUAUGAAAUCUGAGAAUUGGCUUAAAGAGACAAGCUUAUCGGUAGACCAGUUAAUACAGAAUCAAUGCGUCUAUCUAAAUGUCUUAAGGAUUGAUGAAGAUGAGGAUGAGCAGUUAGAUAUGCCGGUAGAUCCGGAAAGUUACUAUUCGAAAGCUUUUUUAGCAUCGCAAAGUUCAUUAUUUCUAAGAAAAAAUGGCAGAUAUGUAAGGAAAAUUCUAUGGAGAGUUGUAUAUGGAAAUAUUCUUGAACUUAUACCUGUUGAAAUAAGCAAUUUGGGAGUUUUUUCGGGAAUAAAUAUAUAUAUAUCUUUUCCAUCGGAAAUUAAGCCAUAUUGUGUUGUCUUAAUAGAUAAUAACGAGAAAGAUGAAUUUACAAUUCAUGUUUUGACAAAAGUAAACCUUUUUUAUACUCUCCGUUUUACAUCAGAACAUUUUUUUCGACAAGAAAUGUUUUCAAAUAAUAUGAUUAAUUGGUGCCAUGUAUAUCGAUCAUGCUAUUUUGAUAUACGUGCACCUCAUUUUUUUAUAUCUAUUACUCCUGAAAAGGUUAUUUUUUCUCUUAAAGAUGGUGGUCUUUUGAUGUUUGAAAAAAAUGAUCAAAAUGAAUAUUCAGAGAUUCCCUUUAGUGAUGGAAGCUAUUUUUCAUCUCUUAAAGGGAUGUUUUUAUGGGGAAUAUCUAAAAAUGAUCGUCUGUCUUCAAAUUUGAUUAUUUCAAUGGAGGUAUCUAUUACUUAUUCGCUUCUUUUUACUAUCAGUUUGGAUGGAAAAUUAAAAGUAUGGUCUAUAGAUAAUGGUAUUCUUUUAAAGACAUAUAAUGUUUGGAAUGAUCAAAAAAUAUUUGAUCCACACCCAAGAUGUUUGAUUUCAAUUUUAGAAAAACCUACAUUUCCGGGAUAUAAAUUUUACUUAUUAACAUUUUCAUCUAUAAUAGAGACGGGGUUUGUUUUGUGGGGUGCAACUCAUUAUGAGAUGUCAUUUUCUGGUUUAGUUAAUUUGAAUUCAUUUGUUCAUUUAUACAUGCGUUUACGUCCUCCAACAAAUAAUUCUGUAUGGGUAGUUUUAAAAUUCCAUCUUUCCAACAAUUUUCUUAAAAAUGAGACUGAUUCAAAAGAUUAUAAUAUAAAAUCAGGAAUGAUUAUUUGGGUUUUAUGGAAAAGCAAUACAAGUUCUAUUGUUCAAUUUAUAGCAAUUGAUCCAUUUAAUCCAUCUUUUUCAAGCGAUGAAUGGAAUACUUUAAUUCCUAUGUAUAGAUUUUUAUCAAAAAAAAUAUCUCCUGCUGUUACUUUUGAUACAAGUCCCUAUGAUGUAUCUGAAUAUUGGUAUCGGCAAAUUUCAAUACCAGGACAGUUUUCUUCUGUAACUAUAAAGACUUCACUAGAAAUAUAUAAAUAUAAGAAUCAUCUAUAUGAUUACGCAAAUAAUAGUGGCAUAGAUGUAACCUUUAAUUGUUUACAAGAAAUGAAAGAAGUUAUCUAUAAAGAAAUUAAUACUAUUGUUACUCUUCAACGUGAUCCCUAUAAUGGGUUAUUGCUUUUUGAUAAGCAUAGACAGGAACUUAAUGCUGAAUGGAUUCGAUUUCUACGGUUGUGUACUGAACUUGAAGAAUUGGGUUCUGAACCCCUUGACUUUAUUUGCGAUUCAGAAACAAAUCUUAUUUAUAUUGUGAAAGCAAAUGCUAUUGGUGUGAUAAACAAUUGUACUUCUUCUGAAGUUAUUUAUUAUCAUUCUUUAAAUAAGCGAAGAGAUGAUCCUAGGUUUCAAAAAUGGUGCAGUUCAAAAGGUGAUCCAAUAUAUUCUUAUAUUGGAAAUGAUACAACACGUUUUGAUAUAGCACAGCUUCUUCUUAUUAGUAAUAAGUUUUUAGAUGAUUUUUCUGAUAUGCAAAUCUUGUUUGUUAAACAAGUAUUAGAAGAAGAGAUUAGACAGAAACAUUCGUUUUCUAUUGGUGAUAGAAUUUGGAUUCUCUCAGAAAGAAUAUUUUGCCAACAUAUAGAGACAUCUAAAAUAGAUGAUAUUAAUUUAAUUUUUAAUGAUAUUUCGGAUCCUAUAUUUGCAAUGACCAUAUUGCUUCGAUGUUUAAUUAAUGAUAAAUGUUUUCAAUUGGGUUUUUAUAUGAAGAAUAAAUCAGCAUUAAGUCUAAAUAUAACAACUUCGUCGAUUUAUCAAGUAGUUUAUAUAUAUUAUGACAUUUUAUUAAGAAUGCUAUUAGUAUUGGUUUUUGUUGGAUGUUAUAAUGAUAAUGUGCAAAAAUUGACAGGCUUCUAUCAAUUGUUUGAUAACUAUCUUUCCGAAUUCAGAGAAUGUUGUUGUAUUCGAGAAUGUUGUUCUCAUCUUUUAAAUAAGACUAAUGAAAUGCUUGUAUUAGAUACAAUAAAAAACAGGAAUUAUGAUGCAAAGGUUCUUAAUAAAAGAAAUAUUCAAAGACUUUUUGGACUUGAAUCAACACUUCGACUUUUUUUGCGUGAAUUUAGUUUAUUUAAAGAAUUAAAAAAUAAUGAUAUAACAGACCCAAAUAAUAAUUCAUCUUCUCUUAUUUUAGGUGUAUUUAAGGAUGGUUAUGAAAUGUCUUUUUGUAUUUCUGCAUUAUUAUUUCAAUUUAAAUACUUAUUAGAAGCUAUGGAAGUAGUCUCUUGGAUAUCGUUUAUACCUCUUGGUAUUUAUUUAAAAGCAAGAAUAUUUUUAAGCUGUGGGAAACUAGAAAAAUCUUCUGUACUUUUUAGAAGAGCUUCUCUUGGUAUAUGUUCAUCUAUGACUCAAAUAAGUGAUACUAUGUUAAAUAUUUUAAAAGAUUUUGGAUUUUCAUUCACUUUUAAUGAUUUAUAUCUAUAUUUUAUACACGUAGCUGAUACCUAUUAUCAAGAAGCGUUAUUUUUUUAUUCUGCUGAAUUUUAUGAAGAAGCUAGAAAAGUAGGUUUAGAAAAGUUGAAUUCUACAGAAAAAGAAGAUCUUUAUUGUAAAAUGUUUCAGACAUAUAUGGCUGCAAAGAUGUAUGACAAUGCAUAUUUAACUCUCUUACAAUUUCAAUCAUAUGACAAGAAAUGCGAUUCAUUAUACAAAUUGGUUGAUGCAAUGUGUGAAGAGAAUCUUUCUAAAAAGCUUUGUGAAUAUUCUUUCCUCGGAUUAAGUGAUGAGCUUGAUUCAAUUUUGCAUUUUAGAGCUCAAAAUAUGAUAGAUGUCAGAGCAAAUCCAUGUUAUCAUAAAAUAUUAUACUCAUGGAGAAUAAAACAGGGUAACUUUAGAGGAGCUGCAUCUAUUAUGUAUCAUCGUUUACAAAAAUUAAGAAAUGGUUCUUUAGUUAAAUCUGCUGGAAAUCAAGAACAACUAGACAUUAUUGAAGGAUAUCUUGCACUUCUUUCUGCACUUUCUUGUGUUGAUAUAAGCAAUUCAUGGAUUCUUUAUCCUGAUUUUGAUUCAACAUAUCAUACUAAUAAAAAAAUAAAACAAUCUUCUUCAAAAAAUGAUGCAACAAAACAACGACAAGUCUUAGAUAUUGUUACAAUUAGAAAAGAAUAUAUUCAAGAAUUAAAACGUAUGCAAAAUAUGCUUAAUAAUGUCUAA
Molecule: messenger RNA, 3566 nt
Organism: Pneumocystis murina B123
Lineage: Eukaryota; Fungi; Ascomycota; Pneumocystomycetes; Pneumocystales; Pneumocystaceae
Exons: 7
Coding region: 12-3566 (1184 amino acids)
Cellular component (GO): nuclear pore
Molecular function (GO): structural constituent of nuclear pore
Source: RefSeq, a predicted model, not a curated record